UUUUACUCGCCACAACAGCAGGGGGCAAUGUGAAUUUAUUUUUUAGAACAUCCUGCACGCCCUAAUAUUGCGCUUGCGCACUAGCUUAGAAGGAACCUAAGCACAACGAACUAAGUACCGUACCACUCUUUACUAAGAGUAUCGGCGUUCUGAAAUACUGUAAAAUGAUGAAAUUGCUACCAAGGUUACUUUUGCUAUUGUUACUAGCCUUUCCAACAACUAUUCUACUGAAAGGACCAUUGGUGGCAGCACAGGAUGCUACUGAGGACGAGGAGGCUGCUGAUGAAGACUUAGGAGAUGACGUGAUUGCUGAGGAUGAUGAUGAGGCGGAGGUGGAGGAUGAUGAAAACACGGAAUUGACAGAAGAAAAAGAUGAAGAGGAGGAAGAAGAAGCAUUAACGGGAGAAGUCAAAGCCUCCCCACAUGCUGACACAACCAUCCUCUUUGUUAAAGGAGAUGACUUCCCGGCCAACAACAUUGUCAAGUUCCUGAUGGGCUUCACCAACAAGGGCGCUGAGAACUUUGUGGUGGAGUCCCUGGACGCCUCCUUCCGCUACCCGCAGGACUUCCAGUUCUACAUCCAGAACUUCACGGCCUUGCAGCUGGGCAUCGUGGUCCCUCCCCUGCGUCAGGCCACCUUUGAGUACUCCUUCAUCCCUGCCGAGCCAAUGGGAGGACGCCCCUUCGGCCUGGUCAUCAACCUCAACUACAAGGACAGCAAUGGCAAUGUGUUUCAGGACGCCGUGUUUAACCAGACCGUGACGGUCACAGAGAGGGAGGACGGUCUGGAUGGAGAGACGAUCUUCAUGUACGUGUUCCUCGGUGGUCUUGGACUCCUGGUUGUCGUUGGGCUUCACCAGUUGCUGGAGUCAAGAAAGGGCAGGCAGGACAGGAGCAUGAAAAGAAAGCUUGCUAAGGCAGCCGUGUUUCUGCAGAUGAUGGAGGUAGACAUGACACAGGACAUGCAGGUUGCUAAGGCAGCUGUGAUGGAGGUAGACAUGACACAGGACAUGCAGGUUGCUAAGGCAGCUGUGAUGGAGGUAGACAUGACACAGGACAUGCAGGUUGCUAAGGCAGCUGUGAUGGAGGUAGACAUGAGACAGGACAUGCAGGUUGCUAAGGCAGCUGUGAUGGAGGUAGACAUGACACAGGACAUGCAGGUUGCUAAGGCAGCUGUGAUGGAGGUAGACAUGAGACAGGACCUGCAGGUUGCUCGUCAGAUCAGUGACCGCUGGUUGGACUUGGCCUCUCAUGCCUCUGGAGGGGCGAUAUUAAGGCUGACCUGCAUUCGUGCCAGAACGUGGUACAAAAUGGCCUGGGUCAGGCCCUUGUAAAACAGUGUGCAAACCUGCACUUCACCUGGUAUUUCUUUUUAGAUGAUAUUUCUCUCAUUCUUGUUGUAAAACGCUCUAGCUAACUGGUUUGUUGUAAAACACUCUAGCUAACUAGCUAGCUGGUUUCUUGCCUGAUAUGCAGAAUUGUAUGCAGUCCUGCAACUGCCAGACUUUUCCGAUUGGCUCGCAUCACCUUGUGAACCUCCAAUCGCAUGUGGCAUUAAUGUGAGCACAGGCUUUCGGAGACUACGUCCAACCCAGCGAGCACUUGAGUUCAGUCAAAACAUUUUAAUCACCAAAAUGUAGCGUAAAAUUGGCCGUAUACACGGUGCAUGUAAAAUCUCACAUUGUCGUCAGUUUUUCCUACAGGAGUGAAAGGUGUAAAGUUUAAAGGUGAAAAGUUGAAAGUUUAAAACAUGCAGAGGGUUUUGUAUCCCUUGUAAGGCCCAGUGAAGCCACCUCUGUGAGCCCGUUGAGGCCCAUCUGUAGCCCCAAGAAUGCCGUAUGAGUCAGCAGGUCUGGCACGUUGGGCUUUCUGUAAUACAUGCAUGUGCCUGUGGACCAAAGGCCUGUGAUGAGUCAUGGAAAUAUUCCACAUCUGUCUGUCUAUUAGCCACAUCAGAAAUGAACAAAAAAAACCUUCAGCAGGUUUUGACAGGGCGAGAAUCCAGCAGCUUGCUGUGACCGGGUCAGGUUCAAACAGUAACAAAAAGUAACAAGAAAUAGAGAUAGCUGUGUUGUAUAUUUACAUAGUCCUAGCGUAACCUUCUGACAGAGUAGUAGUAGCAGCAGUAUUGUGGCAGAGUGAUCUCAGCCACUUGGAUAUGUAGCUUGCUGUGACGAGGUCAGGUUCAUUCAUCUCAGCCACUUGGAUAAGUAAGAUGCAUCAGGUUUGCCUGGUAAUUUACACCAGAGCUGCUUUUCAAGUGUAUCUCAGUUGCCCGUCUGUCUGUCUAUCGGUAAAAUUAUUAGAUAAUUACAGCUGUGUCAGUUUACACCAGUAGCUCUUUACACGCACAUUACAGCUGUGUCAGUUCGGAAAACCACGUGGAUAAAUGUGACGUUAGAGACAAACGCAGUGUCCAUUGUGUUUCACUCUUACGUGUCAGUGUGUUGCUUGUGUAAAUUCCCAGUUAGCGUUUUGAUUGUGUCUGUGUGUUGCUUGUGUAAAUUCCCAGUGAGCGUUUUGAUUGUGUCAGUGUGUUGCUUGUGUAAAUUCCCAGUGAGCGUUUUGAUUGUGUCAGUGUGUUGCUUGUGUAAAUUCCCAGUGAGCGUUUUGAUUGCUCCUAAGCGUUUUGAUUGCUCCUAAACUGCCUGUGCGGU
Alosa alosa (allis shad) is the source of this 2657-nucleotide messenger RNA. It is a transcript of the gene ssr1, whose product is annotated as signal sequence receptor, alpha. The record is from RefSeq and is a predicted model, not a curated record. NCBI's taxonomy places the organism in Eukaryota, Metazoa, Chordata, Actinopteri, Clupeiformes, Clupeidae. Gene Ontology annotation, cellular component: endoplasmic reticulum; endoplasmic reticulum membrane. The coding region runs from base 165 to 1334 and encodes 389 amino acids. The transcript is spliced from 8 exons.